AUGUGCCACCUGAUGUACAAAUACUAUUUAGUAAUUCUGCUACUUAUAAACCAGAUGUUUCGUGUUUUUUCGGAAAAUAGAAUCUUCAAAUUACCGCGGCUAAUCCUGCACGCAGACCAGUACUAUCUGGUUAAGCAUAAAGCUGUUGGCAUGUCAUGUCAGAUAGAGCCUGGUUGGCGUGGGGCGACAAUGGCCGAUGUACAUUGGAUCAAAGAUGGUGUACCUGUCAGCGAACUCGAAAAUGAAAAUAUGCGGAACGAAUUGCUUGUCGAUGGGCCUGCUUUAAAAAUACAAAACGGGAAGCAUCAUGCCGAAGGAGAUUAUCAAUGUUCAGCUCUAAUACGGGGUGUACGAUUGUCUAAUGGAAAACAUAUUGAUACACGUCUUGUAUCCGCUCCAGUAAAGUUUCGUCGUGCGAGGAUUACCAAAUUUGAAAAAGUUGCACCGCAGAGUGUGGCUGUGUUUCAAGGACAGAUUGCUCGUUUACCAUGUAUGGGAAUGCCAGAUGUGAUUCCUGGCCCUCCAGAGAUAACAUUCCAGAAAGAAGGCUAUGAUAAACUUCUAGGAAUGCCGGGCGAUGAAAGGUAUCUCUCGACAUCGUCUGGUAUGCAAAUACCUUUGUCAAAAUUAUCAGAUUCAGGCAAUUAUCAUUGUGUUGUUCGUAAUAUAUUUACCAAUCAAACUCGAAAAUCACCGCAUUUUGUUAAAUUAGAGGUAUUGGCAAAAAGGUACAACAGCAUUGAGCCUAUGCUUAUUUACCCUCUAACAUCGUCCUCAGUCAGAGGACCCAUUGUUAUUGAUGUUGUCAAGGGACAAACAGCGCUUCUAGAGUGCAUCGUCACAUCUGCAAAAAUUAUUUGGACAAGGCUAUAUCCCGGAGAAACAGAAAUAUCAAUGAGUGGCGAAAAAGCACGACUGCGCCAAAUUUGGGGCAAUUUGCAAAUUCAACAGGUAAAUGAAGCAGACACUGGAAUUUACAUUUGUGAAAGUAUGGCGCUCUUUUCUCAUGUUACGGUUGAAUUUCCUAAGGUUUAUUACAAUUUACGGGUACAUGCACCAACCGAUGUACAGCUUAUGUUGGGACAGCUUGCUGCAGAUAAGAGCUGGAAGCUGAGCUGUUUGGCGCUAAAUUUACAUUAUGAGAUUCCGAUGGUGUAUAUGAAUGGGUUGGCACUGAUUGAUGCAAUGGAUAAGCUUGGUGUUCCGCCACAUACUAAUUUCUUUACAAAUCCGAUAAAUGCCACAUUGACUUCUAGUGUUGCAUUAUCAGGCAGUGUACAGUGCAUUUCACGCCCAGCGAUGGAUGAAGCAGAGGUAUAUGGAAAUGGCCUGGAACGUGGUCGAGCGAUGAAUUUCUAUGUUGAUAAUCGAGUCAAUCAGCAGAUUAAUUUAAUUUUACAAGGGCCAGAAAAUUCUACCAAAACAGUUGGUGAGACAGUACAAAUGGUUUGUUUAGUAGUACCACGAACAACCAAGACCAUUUGGACCAAAGAUGGUAAACGUAUGGCACUAAUUGGGAAAAGACGUAUCCGAUUGGUUGGGACAGCAAGUUUGCAAAUUUCUGAUGUACAACUGGAAGACGAAGGAUGGUACACAUGUGAAGUGACUGAUAACACAAAUCACAUGACUCGUUCCAGUGCCUAUCUAAGAAUCAUUCCGAAAGAAGCACUUUUACAAAUUGAGAAAGAGAGUGGAGCGAAAAGUCAAGGUGUAAGGAAUAUCUUCUCUGAUAACACUGCUGCUGUACAGUUUCAAGAAGAGUUAAAAACAGGUGGAUCGAAGGAACUCUCAAUGGAUGUUCCGCGAGCGUUCAUUUCCGGAAGAAAUGUGCGAGUACUAUGGUCAGUACCCAACAGUUAUUCAUUUCUGAACAAAAUUACGUCAUUUCAAGUUGAAUUUCGAACUGAAGGUAAUGACAAGAAAUGGAUCACGGGUGAUGUAGUAGACGGACAUGUGCGCGCUGUUACUAUCAAAGCAUUGCUACCCGGAAAGAGAUACCAAUUUCGAGUGUUAGCGAAGAUGUUGGACCAGAGUAUUGUAUUGUCUCCACCUACCGAUUGGCUUAAAAUUGAACAAGCACUCGAAAAUGAUGAUGGAAACAAUUCACAACUUAAUAUCACCCUUUUUUCUCCAAUUUCAGAUACCGUCCUUCAACUCUAUUGGACUUACAUUGCUCCGAACUACAUAAGAUCUCCCGAAACUUUCCUCGUUUCAUAUGCUAAUGUUUCUGACAAAGACUACACUCAUACGAUACGAUUGAACAGUUCAUUUUCCAUGACUAAUUUAAGUAAUUUAAUACCUUCUAUGGAAUAUCGGGCCGUUGUCGAAGCUGAAUUUGCUGACAAAACGAGCCAACGAAGUGAACCAUCCGUUGCACGCACUUUAGCUGCUCGUGGUAAAUUCAUGGACACAUCACAUAGAAUAUUCAACGAACAACGAGUUCAGAAAUCACAUCUUUACCAUGAGCCAGCGAUAGCAAUGUCAGCCAUAAGUGAUGUGAAUGAAUUUACUCCCCUUAAGAUAAAGUAUAGUGGAAAUCAGCCAUCUUCCGUUGCGUCUUUGAAAAGCUUUUCAUUCAGCAAAGAUUACGACAUCAUGCCAAACCUGUAUAGUGAAGAGGAUAACUUUUUGGAGGGGAGAAAUACUCUCCUUACUUCAUUCAAAGAUAAAUUGUGGACUAAUGCGAAAAUAUAUGAAAAUGUGAUAUCAGAAGUUAAUGAUAUUCAGAGGCCAGUGCAAAAAGCUUUACAAAGCAAUGACGAAUCUUUUUGGUUGAAAGGAAUUACGAAAAACGGCCAAAUAGUGCCGCCAAAUCACAUCACAGUUAUAUCUCCUGGUGUACAAUUGCCAGCGUCAAAACGUGCGGAAAACAAUACACAGUAUACAGCACUGUCGGCAACAAGUGGAACAGCUGACGAAUCCUCUAGAAACAAUCAAAUAUCCUCCCCGACAGAUGGUUGUUAUUUGCACACAUUUAAAUCUCAAGCGUCAAACACGACAAGCUUCACCUAUACCAUAUUAAAUAAAUAA
Messenger RNA from Cercopithifilaria johnstoni, 3030 nucleotides. NCBI's taxonomy places the organism in Eukaryota, Metazoa, Nematoda, Chromadorea, Rhabditida, Onchocercidae. The record is from the annotation of a GenBank genome assembly.